AUGGAAGAAACAUUUGAAAGAAUUCGUGCUCAAAUUAAUUCAAAACUUGAUAAUCAAAAACAAAUAGCAAUAACAUUAUUGGCAAUAGAAGAAACCAUAAAGGAACAAAAUGCCAUAUUAAGUCCAACUUCUUACUUUGCAGCAUUACUUACAACAUUAGAACAGCAGCAAACUCGUUCAGAAGAAAAUGUAAUCGGGUCAAUAUUAUAUCUAUUAAAUAUCGUAUUAAAAGAAACCCCUUCAACAAUAUUAAAAAGUAAAUAUUCAACAAUCUUGUUGGUGUUAAAUGAUUCUUUGGAGUUGAGAAAAAAUGAUUCGGCCAUCAUAAGGAGUAUCAUUGGUUGCUUAGAAAAUUUAUUAAUUGUUCAAGAAAUAAUUAUUUGGCAACAAAUUCAAACAAAGAAAAUUUUUCAAAAUAUAUUAUUACUUUCUUUGGAUCACAGACCCAAACCACGGAAAAGAGUUCAUGAUGCUAUCAAAAAAAUCUUAAGUUCGAUAAUCUCAUCGGACGGGGGAAAAGCUGGUCCGAAUAAACAUCCUGCGAUUAUCAUGACAAUGGAAUUUUGUACAAAAGUACUUAAAGAAUAUAUUAAAACCGAUCAAACUUCCGUUAUAUACAUUUUAAAUUUAUUAAAAGGAAUAAUUAACAUAUGGCCGAUCGAUAAUCUUUAUUCAUUAUGUGAGAUAUUAAUAUUUAUACCUAAAUGUAAUCAAAAAUAUUUAACCAUAUCAUCAUUUCAAUUAUUUGAAGAAUUGUUUCAAAAUAAUUCAAAAGGUUUCAUCCUUGAAGAACAUCAAAAAGGAGGUGAAGGGGUGGUAGAACAUCAUAAUGAUAGAUUUAAGGAGUUAUUGGUAGCAUUGAUGGAUUUAAUGCCGAAUGUUAAAGACCCUCAACUUUUACCUCAAUGGUUGAUGAUUAUAACAAGAGGGUUUCCAAUUUAUGUAGAAUGUAAUAAAGGUGAAAGUGAAAAGAUGUUACAAGAAUUUUUCAUAAGGAUUUUUGGAACAUUAGAAAGUGAUAAUUCUGAUAUCAUUAUAAGCGCCACUUUAUGUCUUUGUGAAUUGAUUUCAUCUGGAAUUACCGAUGACAUGAUCCAACAAACGUUAAAUGAUAAAGAUCAAAGACGAGGUUGUUUAAAUGUUAUCAUUUCAACGGUGGAAGGUGGAUUCAUCAUAAAAUAUAAAAAUUCUUGGCCAGGGAUUUUAGAGAUUUCUAAAUCAUUAUUUCAAAGGCUUCAUCGAUCUUCACGAAAAUUACUCGUCAAUUUAUUAAAGAUCGUGACAGAUGUUAGAAUGGAUCAAUCUUUCGAAUUAAAAGAAGAAGCGGAUGCGGUGAUAGGUUUCGCUAUAGAAAAUAUGGGACCAAGAUAUCUCUUAAAUAUAUUACCAUUAAACUUGGAAUCACCUGGGAUCAAGAAUCAUACCGGUAGAGCUUGGUUAUUACCUUUGCUAAAGGAUCAUAUUGUAAAUUCAGAGUUGGAAUAUUUUUUAAAAGAAUUCCUUCCAUUGAGCCAAAGGUUGCAACAAAAAUCUUUAGAAUUUCAACAGCAAAAUCGUUUAAUCGAAUCAAAAAUUUAUGAUACUUUAGUACAACAAAUUUGGUCUUUAUUACCAGGAUUUUGUAAUUUACCAACAGAUUUACAAAAAAAUUUUAACAAGUCCCUUGGCGAAUUGCUAAGUAAUAAUAUGUAUCAAAAACCUGAUUUACGUCCUACUAUCUCUUUAGCUUUACAAAAUUUAGUUGAAAAGAACAAGUUAUUAUUGGAUUCUGAGAAAAAUGAUCAAGAAUUAAAAAAAUUAUAUGGUAUUGAUAAAAAUGACGCGAAGAAAAAUUUAGAAUUAUUGACAAAGUUUUCGAAUAAUUAUCUGGCAGUUUUCUUUAAUGUAUAUUCCCAAACAUCACCUGCUUAUAGGGGAUAUCUAUUAGAAGUGAUAAAAAUUUAUUUAACGAUCACUCCUGCAAAGGAUAUUACCACGACCUUUGCCAAAGUCUUAACCGGAUUGUUUUCUCAAGAAGAUUCAACGUUACAAAAGAAAUCUUACAAGAUAAUGAAUUCAUUAGCGGAAACCGAGAAUGGUAAAAUAAUGAUACUAAAUCAUAUUGAGGAUUUACAAAUUAAAUUAAGAAAUUCCACGAUGAAUUCAAAUUCGGCUUCAAAAAAAGAUAGGUUAUUAACGUUAAUUAAUGUGAUCAAAUUACUUCCUUCAUCGGACCUUCAUAUGAUACCUGAUGUAUUAUCAGAAGUUAUAUUAAGUACAAAAGAAGUGAAUGAAAAGGCAAGGAUAAAUGCUUAUGAAUGUUUAAUAAUGAUGGGUAAUAAGAUGAAACAAGGUGGAACUAUUAUUAUGAGUAAAAUUUUAGAAUCCGACCCAUCCUCCUCCUCAGACGUAAUGAAUGCGUCAAUUGAUGAAUUUUUAUUUAACAUGGUAAUAGCAGGAUUAGCGGCAACCACCCCUCACAUGAUAAGCGCCACCAUCACUUCCUUGUCAAGGUUAUUAUUUGAAUUCAAAAAUGAUCUUGAUAAGGAUUCUAUCCACAAGUUAAUUGAUACGAUGAAUAACUUUAUCAAUUGUCCUAAUCGAGAAAUUGUUAAAGCCGCGUUAGGUUUCGUUAAAGUGACAACGAUAUCUUUGGAUGUGGAUAUAUUAACUCCUCAUUUAUCUCAAAUCAUUCUCGGUAUAUUAUCUUGGUCAAAUGAACACAAGAGUCAUUUUAAAGUGAAAGUUAGGCACAUCUUUGAAAGGUUAAUCAGAAGAUUUGGUUAUGAUACCAUCGAACAACAUGUACCUGAAAGUGAUAAGAAAUUAUUAGUAAAUAUUAAGAAGAGAAGGGAACGCGCAAAAAGGAAAAAGGUUGCCACGGAAACAAGGAAGAGAUCAACUUUCAAUAGCGCUUAUGAAGAUGCUUUAUAUGGAAGUGAAAGUGAAUUGGAAGAUACUGAUGAUGAAAAUGAAGUGGGUGGCAUUAUUAAUAAAAAUGGUGAAAUUAAGAAGAAGAACAAGGAAUCUUCAAAGAAAAGGAAAGAUGGUUCAUGGAUUCGAGAAGGAGGUGAUGAAAGUGGAGAUGAUGCACCGGUUGAUUUCUUGGAUAGAGGAAUAAUAUCAAAAGUUAUCGGAUUAAAUCCUUCCAAUACUCGAAAACAAAGAAAAGAUUUUUCAAAAGCAUUCAAAGAAACCCGUGAUGGUAAAAUGAUUAUAAAUGAAUCUGAUGAUUCCGAGGACGAAGGAGCGAAUUCUUCCGACGUUAUGAUGCAGGAAGCCGACAAUCACUUUCUAGAGGCUCAAAAAUCAGGUGAUGGAUUUAUUCGUGGUCAAAGGAAUAAAAUUAAAUUUAAAAAAGGAAAUAAGAAAAAUGAUGACAUGGAUCUAGACAAUAUCGAACCUAUCGACGCUAUUGCGUCAAGAAAUCAAAAGCGUAAAAAUACAAUAAAAAAUACCAAUAAAGUCAUUACGAUUGGUAAAGCAUAUAAAGCCAAAAAUGCUGGCGGUGACAUUAAAAAGAAAGGUCAACCCGAUCCUUUUGCUUAUAUACCCUUAUCAACUAUGUAUAGAAAACACAACCAAAAAGGUCCGAAAAUCUCUGUUACUUCAAAAAGUAAAAUACAAAAACGUAGGUAG
This is a messenger RNA of Funneliformis mosseae, 3618 nucleotides long. The record is from the annotation of a GenBank genome assembly. Lineage: Eukaryota; Fungi; Glomeromycota; Glomeromycetes; Glomerales; Glomeraceae.